CGUCGGCAUAGCAGAGGAGCGAGCCGUAGCUGAAUAUCAGCCUUCUCUCUGUAGCCUGUUAAGAGAGACAACGCACCUUUCUGGUGGAAAAGAUGCAGCCAGCCCCCCCAGAUGUCACGACCAGCCCCAAGGGACCCAUGUGUCGGUGCCACAAGCUCAUCGAAGCGGGUUUUCAGCCGCAGGUUCAAAACAUCCAAAGUUGAAGCCAGAAAAGGUGGUGAAGGAGAUCUUUCCCAUGCUUCACAUCAGACCUGCAGAAACUCCAGAAACUCUCCAACAUCUCUGCAGCUUCACAGACCUGUGCUGAAGAGGAAACACGUGACCAAACAGGAUGCAGCGCAUCAGGGAGGGAAUUCACAUCCGGACCAUGAAGGCCAAGAGGAAAGUAGAGGAGAUUUCAAAAGAGGACAUCCAGGCCUUCCUGAAGAAGAACGCUUUUGUGCUCUUCACUGUCGGAGCCGUAGUUGUAGGCGUUAUUCUGGGAUUUGCACUGCGUCCGUAUAAGAUGAGCUACCGUGAAGUGAAGUACUUCUCAUUUCCUGGAGAGGUGCUGAUGAGAAUGUUGCAGAUGCUGGUUCUGCCUCUACUGGUCUCCAGUCUGAUCACAGGGAUGGCAGCAUUGGACAGCAAAGCCUCAGGAAAGAUGGGCGUGAGAGCUGUGAUUUACUACAUGACCACCACCAUAAUUGCAGUCUUCAUUGGGAUAAUCAUCGUCCUCAUCAUCCACCCAGGAAAAGGGUCCAAGGAUGAGUUUGGAAAGCAGCAGACCAUUGAACAAGUCAGCCCAGCUGAUGCCUUCUUAGAUCUGAUCAGGAACAUGUUCCCACCAAACCUGGUCCAAGCCUGCACGCAGCAGUUUAAAACCAAAUAUGGGAAGCGGACGGUCCGCCUGACGAUUACGGUGAAUGACACUCUCUCCAACUCAACCAAUGGCACCCAGGAGGCGAUGGAGAUCACCCGGGAGGAGGUGAUCCCAGUGCCGGGUCAGGUGAACGGGCUGAAUGCCCUUGGGUUGGUUGUGUUUUCCAUGUGCUUCGGUCUAAUCAUCGGGAACAUGAAGGAGCAGGGUCAGCUCCUCAGGGAGUUCUUCGACAGCCUCAACGAAGCUAUCAUGCGUCUGGUCGCCAUCAUCAUGUGGUACGCUCCUGUAGGGAUCCUGUUCCUCAUUGCGGGAAAGAUUGUGGAGAUGGAUGAUCUGACCCAGAUGGGGGGGCAGCUGGGCAUGUACACCAUCACGGUCAUCAUUGGCUUGCUGAUCCACGCUGUUCUCAUCCUGCCCACGCUGUAUUUUGUCAUCACUCGACAGAACCCCUUCAUCUUCAUUGCUGGACUCCUGCAGGCUCUGGUUACGGCCCUGGGUACCUCCUCCAGCUCUGCAACGCUUCCCGUCACCUUUAAAUGUCUGGAGGAGAACAACAGGAUCGAUAAACGGAUCACACGCUUUGUGCUGCCGGUGGGCGCUACCAUCAACAUGGAUGGGACGGCUCUGUACGAGGCGCUGGCGGCCAUCUUUAUUGCCCAGGUCAACAACAUGGAGAUGAACUUUGGUCAGAUCAUCACCAUCAGCAUUACAGCCACGGCAGCCAGCAUCGGUGCUGCAGGCAUCCCUCAGGCAGGCCUGGUUACCAUGGUGAUCGUACUCACCUCCGUUGGACUUCCUACUGAUGACAUCACUCUCAUCAUAGCUGUUGAUUGGUUCCUGGACCGUCUUCGUACCACCACCAACGUGUUGGGAGACUCGAUCGGAGCCGGGAUUGUGGAGUUCCUUUCCCGACACGAGCUCCACAGCAGAGAUGUGGAGAUGGGGAACUCUGUGCUGGAGGAGAAGGAGAGGAAGAAACCCUACAAGCUCAUCUCUCAGGACAGCGAUCUUGAAAAUGACAAAGGCACUCACAGGGAAUCCAACAUGUAGCUCAUCAGGAGCAGAACCAGGUUCUGUCUGUGGAACCGAAGGUCACGCGAAACACUCCUGUCCUGUGGUUUCAGAGGUGGUGUGUUUAGUGUCAUCUGUUCUGGUUUUCACUCGUUCACCAGCUGAGGGUGAAAAACAGAGAAUUAAAAUCUGAAAGUUUGUGAGAAGAACGUUAGUUAGCGGUGUGUGUGAAGACUAGUGUAGAUGUUUCCUCUGGAGCCAAACAGGUUUAAUCAGUAAAUAAACAAACCUUUAAGAGGUUCCACUGUCCGACUGGAUCAUUAAAAUAAAUAAAAGUAAAACAAUUUGA
This is a messenger RNA of Nothobranchius furzeri (turquoise killifish), 2222 nucleotides long. RefSeq names its product excitatory amino acid transporter 1. Gene Ontology annotation, cellular component: plasma membrane. Gene Ontology annotation, molecular function: neutral L-amino acid transmembrane transporter activity; glutamate:sodium symporter activity; L-glutamate transmembrane transporter activity. Lineage: Eukaryota; Metazoa; Chordata; Actinopteri; Cyprinodontiformes; Nothobranchiidae. Gene Ontology annotation, biological process: D-aspartate import across plasma membrane; L-aspartate import across plasma membrane; L-glutamate import across plasma membrane. The record is from RefSeq and is a predicted model, not a curated record.